UCAGAAUGGACUCAAUGCUCUCCAUCUGGCAGCCAAGGAAGGCCACGUGGGCCUGGUGCAGGAGCUGCUGGGAAGAGGGUCCUCCGUGGAUUCUGCCACUAAGAAGGGAAAUACUGCUCUUCACAUUGCAUCACUGGCCGGACAAGCGGAAGUUGUCAAAGUUCUAGUUAAAGAAGGAGCCAAUAUCAACGCACAGUCACAGAAUGGCUUCACUCCUUUGUAUAUGGCUGCCCAGGAGAAUCACAUUGAUGUUGUAAAAUAUUUGCUAGAAAAUGGAGCUAAUCAGAGCACUGCUACAGAGGAUGGCUUUACUCCUCUAGCGGUGGCACUCCAGCAGGGACACAACCAGGCAGUGGCCAUCCUCUUGGAGAAUGACACUAAAGGGAAGGUGAGGCUGCCGGCUCUGCACAUUGCGGCUCGGAAAGAUGACACCAAGUCUGCCGCCCUCCUGCUUCAGAAUGAUCAUAAUGCUGACGUGCAAUCCAAGAGCGGCUUCACCCCUUUGCACAUAGCUGCUCAUUAUGGAAACGUCAAUGUGGCGACUCUUCUUCUAAACCGGGGAGCUGCAGUGGACUUCACAGCCAGGAAUGGAAUUACUCCCCUGCACGUAGCUUCUAAAAGAGGAAAUACCAACAUGGUGAAGCUCCUACUGGAUCGAGGUGGUCAGAUUGAUGCCAAAACUAGGGAUGGGUUGACUCCACUUCACUGUGCUGCACGAAGUGGGCAUGACCAAGUGGUGGCGCUGCUGCUGGAACGGGGUGCUCCCUUGCUGGCAAGGACCAAGAAUGGGCUGUCUCCUCUUCACAUGGCUGCACAGGGGGACCAUGUGGAAUGUGUGAAGCACCUGCUACAGCACAAGGCACCUGUAGAUGAUGUCACCCUGGAUUACCUGACUGCCCUUCAUGUUGCUGCACAUUGUGGUCACUACCGUGUCACCAAACUCCUUCUGGACAAGAGAGCCAACCCGAAUGCGAGAGCCCUGAAUGGUUUUACUCCACUGCACAUUGCCUGCAAGAAAAACCGCAUCAAAGUCAUGGAACUGCUGGUGAAAUAUGGGGCUUCAAUCCAAGCUAUAACAGAGUCUGGCCUCACACCAAUACAUGUGGCUGCUUUCAUGGGCCACUUGAACAUUGUCCUCCUUCUGCUGCAGAACGGAGCCUCUCCAGAUGUCACUAACAUUCGUGGUGAAACUGCACUUCACAUGGCAGCCCGGGCUGGGCAGGUGGAAGUUGUCCGAUGUCUCUUGAGGAAUGGUGCUCUUGUGGAUGCCAGAGCCAGGGAGGAACAGACACCUUUACAUAUUGCCUCCCGACUGGGUAAGACAGAGAUUGUCCAGCUGCUUCUACAACAUAUGGCUCAUCCAGAUGCAGCCACUACAAAUGGGUACACACCACUGCACAUCUCUGCUCGGGAAGGACAGGUAGAUGUGGCCUCUGUCCUCUUGGAAGCAGGAGCAGCACACUCCUUAGCGACCAAGAAGGGUUUCACUCCCCUGCACGUAGCAGCCAAGUACGGAAGCAUGGAUGUGGCAAAACUUCUCUUGCAGCGCCGUGCAGCUGCAGACUCAGCAGGGAAGAAUGGCCUUACCCCGCUCCAUGUUGCUGCUCAUUAUGACAACCAGAAGGUGGCGCUGCUGCUGCUGGAGAAGGGUGCUUCCCCUCAUGCCACUGCCAAGAAUGGUUAUACUCCUUUACACAUUGCUGCCAAGAAGAAUCAGAUGCAAAUAGCUUCCACACUACUCAACUAUGGAGCUGAGACUAACACUGUGACGAAGCAAGGGGUCACUCCACUGCAUCUGGCCUCACAAGAGGGGCACACAGAUAUGGUCACCUUGCUUCUGGAAAAAGGAGCCAAUAUCCACAUGUCAACCAAGAGUGGGCUCACAUCCUUACACCUUGCAGCCCAAGAAGAUAAAGUGAACGUUGCUGACAUUCUCACCAAACACGGGGCUGACCAGGAUGCCUACACAAAGCUUGGUUACACUCCUUUAAUCGUGGCCUGUCACUAUGGGAAUGUGAAAAUGGUCAACUUUCUUCUGAAGCAGGGAGCAAAUGUCAAUGCAAAAACCAAGAAUGGCUACACACCUUUGCACCAAGCUGCCCAACAGGGCCACACACACAUCAUUAAUGUCCUGCUCCAGCACGGGGCCAAGCCAAAUGCCACCACUGCGAAUGGUAACACAGCCUUGGCGAUUGCUAAGCGGCUGGGCUACAUCUCUGUGGUUGACACCCUGAAGGUUGUGACGGAGGAGGUCACCACCACCACCACGACUAUCACGGAAAAACACAAGCUAAAUGUUCCUGAAACGAUGACGGAGGUGCUUGAUGUUUCUGAUGAAGAGGGUGAUGACACAAUGACAGGCGAUGGGGGGGAAUACCUUAGGCCUGAAGAUCUCAAAGAACUCGGUGAUGACUCACUACCCAGCAGUCAGUUCCUGGAUGGCAUGAACUACCUUCGGUACAGCCUGGAGGGAGGGAGAUCUGACAGUACCAUCCCCAGUUCUGACAGGUCUCACACUCUGAGCCAUGCUUCGUACCUGAGGGACAGUGCCAUGAUUGAUGACACGGUUGUGAUUCCUGGCCACCAGGUAUGUGACUUUCUAGUGAUAUCUUACUUGUAUUUCCAUCUCUUUUUUUCAGUGAACACUGUGUUAGUAUAUGAAUUAAAUAUUUUAAUCAAAGUCACAUCUGAUUUCAUUCUUUAUAUUUCACUUAUCCACUCUUUCUCCAUGCUAAAUUAUCUAUUCUGUUGCAGCCGCGCCUCUCCAUGUCUUGAUCGUGACAACAGCAGUUUCCUGGUCAGUUUCAUGGUGGAUGCCCGUGGUGGCGCCAUGCGCGGAUGCAGACACAAUGGACUCCGGAUCAUUAUCCCACCUCGGAAAUGCACAGCACCAACUCGAGUCACCUGCCGCCUGGUGAAACGCCAUAGACUGGCAACGAUGCCGCCAAUGGUGGAAGGAGAAGGCCUGGCCAGCCGCCUCAUUGAAGUGGGACCUUCUGGAGCUCAGUUCCUUGGGCCGGUGAUCGUGGAGAUUCCUCACUUUGCUGCCCUUCGAGGAAAGGAGAGGGAGCUGGUGGUUCUGCGAAGUGAAAACGGGGACAGCUGGAAAGAGCAUUUCUGUGACUACACUGAAGACGAACUGAACGAGAUCCUUAAUGGCAUGGAUGAAGUGCUGGACAGUCCCGAGGACCUGGAAAAGAAACGAAUCUGCCGUAUCAUCACUCGUGACUUCCCACAGUACUUUGCGGUGGUGUCUCGGAUCAAACAGGACAGCAACCUGAUUGGCCCAGAGGGCGGAGUGCUGAGCAGUACCGUGGUGUCACAGGUGCAGGCUGUCUUUCCAGAGGGUGCACUCACAAAGCGCAUCCGUGUAGGCCUGCAGGCUCAACCUAUGCACAGUGAGUUGGUGAAGAAGAUCCUAGGCAACAAAGCAACCUUCAGCCCUAUAGUCACUUUGGAACCCAGGAGAAGAAAAUUUCACAAGCCUAUUACCAUGACGAUUCCCGUCCCCAAAGCUUCAAGUGAUGUCAUGCUGAAUGGUUUUGGGGGAGACGCACCAACCUUAAGAUUACUAUGCAGCAUAACAGGUGGAACCACGCCUGCACAAUGGGAAGACAUCACAGGAACUACACCACUAACAUUCGUCAAUGAAUGUGUUUCCUUUACAACCAACGUGUCUGCCAGGUUCUGGCUGAUAGAUUGUCGGCAGAUUCAGGAAUCUGUUUCCUUUGCAUCGCAAGUGUAUAGAGAAAUUAUCUGUGUACCAUAUAUGGCCAAAUUUGUAGUCUUUGCCAAAUCACAUGACCCCAUUGAAGCCCGGUUGCGGUGUUUCUGUAUGACAGAUGAUAAAGUAGAUAAGACCCUUGAGCAACAAGAAAACUUCUCUGAGGUGGCCAGGAGCAGGGAUGUGGAGGUAUUAGAAGGAAAACCUAUUUAUGUUGAUUGUUUUGGCAAUCUGGUACCACUAACCAAGAGUGGCCAACAUCAUAUAUUCAGUUUUUUUGCCUUCAAAGAAAACAGACUUCCUCUCUUUGUCAAGGUACGUGAUACAACUCAGGAACCUUGCGGGCGACUAUCAUUUAUGAAGGAACCGAAAUCCACAAGAGGAUUGGUGCAUCAAGCCAUUUGCAACCUGAACAUCACCCUGCCAAUUUAUGCAAAGGAAUCAGAGUCAGAUCAAGAGCAGGAGGAAGAGAUCGGUAUGACAUCAGAAAAAAAUGAUGAGACAGAGUCAACAGAAACAUCUGUCCUGAAAAGCCACCUGGUUAAUGAAGUUCCUGUCUUAGCAAGUCCGGACUUGCUCUCUGAAGUUUCUGAGAUGAAACAAGAUUUGAUCAAAAUGACGGCCAUCUUGACCACAGAUGUGUCCGAUAAGGCAGGUUCUAUCAAGGUGAAGGAGCUGGCAAAGGCUGCUGAAGAAGAGCCAGGCGAACCAUUCGAAAUUGUUGAAAGGGUUAAGGAGGACUUAGAGAAAGUGGACGCAAUCCUGAGAAGUGGGGCCUGUGUUAGAGAAGAAGGCAGAGUACAGACUUCUCAGUCUGAGCGGGAGCUAGAAGAGGAAUGGGUCAUUGUCAGUGAUGAGGAAAUCCAAGAGGCCAAGCAACAUGCGCCUGCAGAAAUCACUGAACAGCCAUGCAUAGAAGUCAGAGUAGACAGAGGGUCCAAGGUCAAAUCAGAGAAGGACUCCACUGGGUUAGUGACCUACCUAACAGAAGACCUAAAUUCAUAUACUUCUUCUCAUGAAAAGAAGCCACAGACAGCUCAGGAAAAGACAGGGGAGACAAGUCAGGCUUCAGGUGUUGCCAAGACCUCUGAGAAUAAUAAAGGGAAGACUGUGCCAGCAGAGGAGAAACAAAGUGCCCAGAAGCAGCCAAAACCAAGCCUGGUGAUAAAGAAGCCAGUGAGGAGGAAACUAAAAGAAAAGCAGAAACAAAAAGAGGAAGGUUCCCAAGGCAGUGAAGAAACAACCGAACUUAGGAAAGGUAGUUCAGAGGAGUCGGUAGAUGAAGACCGAGGCCUGGCACCCGAGCCCCUUCCCACUGCCAAGGCCACCUCUCCUCUGAUAGAAGAAACUCCUAUUGGUUCCAUAAAGGACAAAGUAAAGGCUCUUCAGAAAAAAGUAGAAGAUGAGCAGAAAGGUCGAAGCAAGCUGCCGGUCAGAGUCAAAGGCAAAGAGGAUGUGCCCAAAAAGACCACGCCCAGGACACACCCAGCUGUGUCACCCUCUUCAAAGUCAUCUCCUUCUUCUAAAACAGAAAAGCACUCUUCUUUUUCUUCCUCUGCAAAAACUGAAAGACACACGCCAGUGUCACCAUCAAGCAAAACAGAGAAACACUCACCUGUGUCACCCUCGCCAAAAAAUGAACGACACUCACCAGUAUCGUCAAGUAAACCUGAGAAACAUUCACCUGGAUCCCCCUCAACAAAAAAUGAAAGACAUUCCCCUGUGUCAUCUGUAAAAACAGAACGACAUACACCUGUGUCACCUUCAGGAAAAACAGACAAACGUCCUCCAGUACCAUCAUCUGGAAGAACAGAGAAACACCCUCCAGUGUCACCUGGGAGAACAGAAAAACGCUUGCCAGUUUCACCUUCUGCAAGAACCUCAGAGAAGCAGUCUGGGAAAAAUGAUAAGCACCUUCCUGUGUCACCUGGGAAGACAGAAAAGCAGCCACCUGUAUCUCCCACCUCCAAAACAGAACGAAUUGAGGAGACAAUGUCUGUCCGGGAGUUGAUGAAAGCAUUCCAGUCAGGUCAGGACCCGUCUAAACACAAAACAGGACUCUUUGAGCACAAAUCAACAAAGCAAAAGCAAUCACAAGACAAAAGUAAAACCCGAGCAGAAAAAGAAAAGGGGCACACAGUAACCCAGAGAGAGUCUCAGAGAACAGAAAGCCAGACAAUCAAGCGUGGCCAGAGAUUUCCAGUGACGGCACCUACAGAAUCCAGAAGGUUCCGUUCUACUACCAUCACUGUUGGGCUCAGGACAGAAGAUCCAGUUAGAGAAAAGUUUGAGAGAGCUCCCAUUAUUAAAACACCUGAGCCAGUUCCAUCAGUGGUGGCAGAAGAAAGCCCUCGGGGCAGUGAGAUCCUUCAAGACAAGAUGAUGGAUGAGCAAGGAGACAUGGAUCUUCAGAUCAGCCCAGACAGGAAGACCUCCACUGACUUCUCUGAUGUCAUCAAGCAAGAGUUAGAAGACAAUGAUAAAUAUCAGCAGUUCCGCCUCACUGAGGAAACAGAAAAGGCUCAGAUACACUUAGACCAAGUAAUCACAAGUCCUUUCAACACAACGUUCCCUCUAGAUUACAUGAAAGACGAGUUUCUUCCAGCUCUGUCUUUACAGAGUGGUGCUUUGGCUGGCAGUUUGGAAAGCCUGAAACAGGAAGUGAUAGCAGGCUCGCCUUGUGGCAGCCUGAUGGAAGGUACUCCUCAGGUCAGUUCAGAAGAGAGCUAUAAGCAUGAGGGCCUAGCAGAAACUCCCGAGACAAGUCCAGAGAGUCUUUCUUUCUCACCGAAGAAAAGUGAGGAACAAAUUGGAGAGAUCAAGGAAACUAAGGUAGAAAUGCCCACAGAAAUUCAUUCAGAAAAAGAGCUUCCUUUAACUAAAGACAUUACUGAUAGUUCUGGAACACAAGGUGCUGUGGUCACUGGGGGUUCAGAGACCUCUACUGAGCAUUGUCAGAAGGAGGUCACCCAAGACCCUUCCCAAGAUGUAUCCUCCAAACUAGAUGGUUGCCCUAGCAGGCACAGUGUAUCGUUGGCAGAUGAAACAUGCCAAGUCUUUACUGAGAAAGGGUCCUGUGACGAAAGUCAGCUCCCAAUUGUAGGUUCAGCUUGUAAAACACAAGCAAAAAGUGAAACUCAGGAAUCCACCACUCCCUCCGAGGUGGGAAAGGCCUUCUCAUCAUCUGAUGCUUCUGGGAAGGCAGGUGAGGGAACAGAACCAAAGCCCCAGGGAGCUAUUAGAAGCCCCCAAGGGUUAGAACUUCCACUCCCUAGCCGGGAUAGUGAGACCCUCAGCCCAGUGGCCGAUGAAUCAUUAGCAGUAAGCCACAAAGACUCUCUAGAAGCUAGCCCUGUGUUGGAAGAUAACUCCUCACACAAAACUCCCGAUUCUCUGGAACCAAGUCCUCUGAAAGAAUCCCCUUGCAGGGACUCCCUUGAAAGCAGCCCAGUUGAGCCCAAAAUGAAGGCAGGAAUUCUCCCAAGUCACUUUCCUCUCCCUGCAGCUAUUGCCAAAACAGAUCUUGUUGCUGAAGUGGCUUCCAUGCGUUCUCGGCUGCUCCGAGACCCUGAUGGCAGUGCCGAGGACGACAGUCUUGAACAGACUUCACUCAUGGAGAGCUCAGGGAAAAGCCCCCUCUCCCCUGACACUCCCAGUUCAGAAGAAGUUAGCUAUGAGGUCACACCCAAGGCUUCAGAUUCAAGUUUACCCAAGCCAGCUGUGAUUCAUGAGUGUGCAGAGGAGGAGGACUCUGAAAAUGGGGAGAAAAAGAGGUUCACCCCAGAAGAGGAAAUGUUCAAGAUGGUAACCAAAAUUAAAACAUUUGAUGAACUCGAGCAAGAAGCAAAGCAGAAAAGAGACUACAGAAAAGAACCCAGACAAGAUGGCUCCUCUUCAGCCUCAGACCCCGAUGCUGACUGUUCGGUAGAAGUGGAUGAACAAAAGCCAGUGGAGACCAUGGAAGGGGAGACUGAGGUCCCAGUCUUGGUGACUUCGGAGAGCAGAAAAGCUUCUUCCUCCUCUGAAAGUGAGCCUGAGCUGACACAGCUGAGUAAAGGUGCCGACUCAGGGCUUCUGAUGGAACCAGUUAUUCGAGUUCAACCUCCAUCUCCCCUCCCAUCCAGCAUAGACUCUAAUUCCAGCCCUGAAGAAUCACAGUUCCAGCCUAUAGUUUCCAAACAAUACACUUUCAAGAUGAACGAAGAUAUUCAAGAGGAGCCGGGUAAGUCAGAAGAAGACAAAGAUUGCCAAUCUCCUUUAGCUGAAGGCUGUCGGACUCCUUCUGCUGAUGGUGUUGAUAGGUCUUAUGAUGAUCUGAACAGAGAGACUCAUCGGUCGGAAACCUGUGAUGGCCAUGGUUGUGAAGUUGUGAGUCCUAGCAAGUCAGCCACCCUUGUCUCCCUAGGAGUUCAGAGUCCAGCAUGUAUUGAUGUUGAUGAACAGCUUGCCAUUGAUAAAGAGUCACUGGCUCUCCAGGAUACUUGGGAAAAAGGGAGAGAGCUUGAUCCUUCUGGAGUGGAAUCUACACAGGCAGAUUUCCCCGGUGGAAGCUCUUCCCUGUCUUCUUCAUCUCAUUGUGCAGUAUCUGAAAGAAAGGAAUCAGUGAAAGAAGUACCCUCCCCAUCUUCCACUGAAAAAGUAGACGUCACAGUAACUGAUCAGACUCUGGGAAGCAUGCCGAAGGACUGUCCCACUCAAGACUCAUCUUCUACAACUCAAACAGAUAGGGUUGAUACAGACACUCUGGUGUCUGAUUUAGCUGAGACUGAUGAAAAUUCUGAUCCUCAAAUAACCAGCCCUUAUGAAAAUGUUCCUUCCUCAUCAUUUUUCUCUGGUGAGGACAGCAGAAUCCAAACAGACACAUGUCACACCACAGUUGUUUGUCCACCUGAAGUGUUCUCUGUUGUCAUCAGAUCCUCUUCUGAGGAUGUUGUAAAGACAAACUCCUCUGGUAGAGCUGUCUCAAGCCAAGAAUCAAAAUUUGAAACCCAGGGUCUAAAAACUGAAUCCGAGGAAAAAACCAGCUUGUGGGGAAUGCAGUCAGAUGUGCCUUCCACAUCUGUAGCAUCUGCUACACCAAAUGCACCAGCAGUCAUUGGUGAGCAAGUGAGCAAAGUCAUCAUCACGAAAACCGAUGUGGAUUCUGACUCCUGGAGUGAAAUUCGUGAAGAUGAUGAAGCCUUUGAAGCUAGAGUGAAAGAGGAAGAACAGAAAAUAUUUGGUUUGAUGGUAGACAGACAAUCACAGGGUACUACUCCCGAUACUACUCCUGCUAGGACCCCAACUGAAGAGGGAACCCCAACAAGUGAACAAAAUCCAUUCCUCUUCCAGGAAGGAAAAUUGUUUGAGAUGACCAGAAGUGGUGCUAUUGAUAUGACCAAAAGGUCCUAUACAGAUGAAAAUUUGCACUUUUUCCAAAUUGGUCAAGAAUCCAAUGAAGAGACUAUCCCUGAAGACUUGAAGGAAGGGACCAUGGGGGCUGAGCCGACACAGCCGGAAAACACAAGUGAGUCACUGGAACUUUCAGAAUCCAAAGAAGAAGUAGACGAUGAGGGAGAAUUACUUCCUGAUGAUGUGAGUGAGGAAACUGAGGAAUUACCUGCCUCAGAUACUAACCUUGACUCCCAAGUGAUGAUUUCAGCUUCCACUGAAAUGCCCACAAAAGAGGCUGUAUCCACAGAAGCUCAGGACCUCCCCACCAUGCAACUGAGUGAUACAUCUUCUCUGAGCACUGUGAAGCAGACACCUUGCCCUGCCUUCCCCCAACCUAUUGUUCAAUUGGACUUUUCCACAGUCACUAGGUCUGUUCAUUCAGAUAGGGAUGACGAGUCCCCAGAUUCUUCCCCAGAGGAACAGAAAUCUGUGAUUGAGAUCCCUACUGCACCCAUGGAAAAUGUGCCUUCUGCUGAAAGCAAACCUCAAAUUUCUCUAAGGACACUCUCCACUUCAGUCCCAGUCCCUUCAUCUACAGAGGAUGAGAGUGCAUUUUCUGAUGAUUUCCCAUCUGGCAUGGAUGAGGAAAGUAAGGAGGAUGAAGCAAAACCAAAGUCCAAAAUCCCCAUCAAAGCACCCACCCAAAGAACUGAGUGGCAGCUCUCCUAUCCAGACACAUCUCUCCAGAAGACAGCUGUUCCCCAGGGACAGGACAUGCUAAGCAGAGCACCAGAUGGUAGAAGCAAAUCUGAAUCAGAUGCUAAUCCUUUGGAUGCUAAGACCAAAUGCCCAGUAAAAGCCAGAAGUUACAUUGAGACAGAAACAGAGAGCAGGGAGAGAGCAGAAGGGUUUGAGUCAGAAUCAGAAGAAGGGGCCACAAAACCAAAGCUAUUUGCAUCCCGAUUACCAGUUAAGAGCAGAAGCACUCCAUCUUCCAGCAGGACAGGCAUGAGCCCCACAAAAGAGAGUAGGGAGCACUUCUUUGACCUUUAUAGAAAUUCCAUAGAAUUCUUUGAGGAAAUUAGUGAUGAGGCGUCCAAAUUAGUGGACAGGCUCACACAGUCAGAAAGGGAGCAGGAGCCACCUUCAGAUGAUGAAAGUAGUAGUGCCCUGGAAGUGUCAGUCAUUGAGAAUCUGCCACCUGUUGAGACUGAGAAUUCAGUUCCUGAGGACAUCUUUGACACAAGGCCCAUUUGGGAUGAGUCCAUUGAGACUAUGAUUGAACGCAUCCCUGAUGAAAAUGGCCAUGACCGAGCUGAAGAUCCCCAAGAUGAACAGGAACGGAUUGAAGAAAGGCUGGCUUACAUUGCUGAUCAUCUUGGCUUCAGUUGGACAGAAUUAGCAAGAGAACUGGAUUUCACUGAGGAGCAAAUUCACCAAAUUCGAAUUGAGAACCCCAACUCCCUUCAAGACCAGAGCCAUGCACUGCUGAAGUACUGGUUGGAGAGGGAUGGGAAGCAUGCCACAGAUACCAUCCUCAUUGAAUGCCUCACCAAGAUUAACAGGAUGGAUAUUGUACAUCUCCUGGAGACCAACACAGAACCCCUGCAGGAGCGCAUGGGCCACAGCUAUGCGGAAAUGGAGCAGACCAUUGUACUGGACAACAGUGAAGGAUUUUCAGUACUUCAAGAGGAGCUCUGUGUUGCCCGGCAUAAGCAGAAAGAGGAGCAAGCAGCUUCCAAAGAAAGCGAGUCCAGCGAUCACCCACCCAUGGUCUCUGAAGAAGACAUUUCUGUUGGUUAUUCCACAUUUCAAGAUUGUAUCCCCAAAACUGAGGGAGACAGCCCAGCCGCAACACUUUCUCCCCAAAUGCACCCGGAGCCAGCUCAACAGGAUUUCUCAGGGAAAAUGCAAGACCAGCAGGAAUACUAUAUAACAACACCAGGGGCAGAAGGGGCAGAGGCUGUAGAAGAGCUGAAACAGUCAAGAUACAUAAUUGUGAUCAUGUUGUGUGUUCAAGCCAGGGUGGUCCACCAAGUAAUAUCCCAUCUCAAACAAGUUUUUCUUGAAGCUCGGAGGUGGUGGCACACGUCUUUAACCCCAGCACUUGCCAGGCAGAGGCAGGCAGAUCUCUGGGAGUUUGACGCCAGCUUGGCCUAUAAAGUGAGCUCCAGGAUAAUGCCAGGGCUGAUACACAGAGAAACCCUGUCUUGGAAACCAAAUACAAUUUUUGAUUACAUUUUAAAAUUUAAAAUAAGAUUAAAAACAACGAUUCAUGCAUGCUUCCACCAGGAGCUAACAGAGGAAUUAGGAGAGCUGGAGGCCAGCUCUGAUGAGGAGGCCAUGGUAACUACCAGGGUUGUCCGCCGGAGAGUGAUUAUCCAGGGAGAUGAUAUGCCUGACAUACCCCCAGAAACUGUCUCAGAAGAGGAAUAUGUCGAUGAGAAUGGACACACCGUGGUGAAGAAGGUCACCCGGAAAAUCAUUAGGCGGUACGUAUCCUCUGAUGGCAUGGAGAAGGAGGAGAUUACAAUGCAGGGAACGCCACAGGAGCCAGUCAACAUUGAGGAUGGGGACAGUUAUUCCAAAGUGAUAAAGCGUGUGGUAUUGAAGAGUGACACCCAGCAAUCAGAGGUGACCUUGUCUGAACCCAGCAUUUUGUCCAGUACCUCACAGUUUCAGGCUGAACCAGUAGAAGGCCGUAGAGUCAGCAAAGUUGUUAAAACAACAGUGGUACAUGGAGAAAGGAUGGAGAAAAGCCUGGGGGACUCUAGCUUAGCCACUGACCUUCCUUCAGCCAAAGAUGACUUUGAAGAGGACAACAAUGAGUAAAGCCAGUACACAGAAGAGGGCUGUGGUGAAGGACCAGCAGGGAAAACGCAUCAACUUGGAGCACCUGGAGGAUGUUCCUGGAGCACUAGACCAAGACGACCUCCAGAGAGAUCUCCACCAACUCCUUCGGCAUUUCUGCAAGGAGAACACAAAGCAAGAGGCCCAAUGAGGAGCUGCCCAGUUCUUACCAGAAACCACAUACCCACUCAAUAUGCAACUUCCCAUUUCCUGUCAGGAGUGACCCAAGUGGCCUAAUUACUGGGAUCCUGUGACAUUUCCACUCUUGGCAAAUACAAGGCAUUUUCUUUUGCUUCCUUCUCCCCCACCCUCUCUAACUAUAAGCUAAUUUGUGACCAAAGAUAGCAUCCUUCAUUCUGGAUGCUGUAUCCACUAUUCUGAGCAUCUGUGCUAACCUGGGAACUGGCGCCUCCAUUGUUCUUUGCUUCUGCUCAGGCUCCAUGAAAAUCAGAAGAACUUCACCUGCAGACUUCUUCAAGUGACAGAGGGGAAUGUUUCCGAGGAUAUCCAUGUAUAAUGUAUAUAGCUGACAUUCUCAGACGAACAACAGAGUAAAAUUUAAACCACUGCCUGUCAUAAUUUCACUGGGCAUCAUGGAAUAAAAGCCUCUUGAAAUUGCUGAACAAUGGUUAAUUAAGAUAUUGUUAACACAGUUAAGGGUAACACAGUUCUAUGAAAGGAACACUUCAGACCUUGACAUGUCCUUAGUACUUCCAGAGUAGCCAUUGCUCCUAAAUACAGGAUCAUAAUCUUGAAGAAUGAUCCCAAGGAGCAGAAUCUAGUACUGGUCAGCCAUCGAUGAUGGCUCUCCAGCUGCCACCCUGAGGGAGGGGAAGAAGGGAGCACAGACAAGCGGAUGGAAACAAUGAGGUAUUCUGGUGCUAGAAGCUGCAUGGGUGGUGUUCUAGCACUUUCAGGUGUUUUUGAUUUUGGACACGUUGGCAGGGUAUUUUAAAAAAGCUAUAACUACUGUAGUUUUCCAGUGUUCAUCGCUGCUUUAGCAAACCACGCUGUCUUACUGGUGGUACUUUCUUCUGGCCACUGCACUGUAGAUAAUUCAUUGGAAACAAGAUUUAUGCACCACACAAAAUGUUAAAUGAUGUCACCAUGUUGGAGUGGUUUCUUUUGCUUUUUUUUUUACCCCCACCUCCAGGUGUAUCUCUUCUCUAAUACCUGCAUGUGGCAUUACACACACACACACACACACACACACACACACACACACACACACACCACACACACACACACGCACACACACAAACCCUUUUUGUCAUACUAAUGGUUUUAACCAUGGGCUUUCAUUUUCUAGCUAUGUCUGCUUUUCGGCUUGCAGACGAGAUUGAGAAAUCCUUGGAAAAUUUGGUUUUGAUUAAUUUUUUUGAUUUAUUUAUUUGAAACCCAGACACCCUUGGAAACUGAAGUGCAUUUGUGCAACUUUCUGUUUGUUUCAGAGAAGGGACGAUGACUGAGUGAUCCCCAUGCCCUGUGUCUAAUCCCUCUAGUGGUUGAAGCUGUGUAGCAUUUUAACAUAUAUAUAUAUAGUCACAAAUAUAUUCAUAUAAACAGUAUACGUUUUGAAUCAGUUAUUUGUUAAAGAAAAGUAUAUUCAAUGAAGAUGAGAUUUAAAAAAAAAGAAAGAAAGAAAGAAAACAGUGUACUCUCCUGAGACUGAACUUUGUCCAAUCCUAUCUGGCCUUUUCCUGUGUGCAGAACUGACUCAUUGCUUGGAAUGUCAAACACAAACAGGACAAACAAUGGCACUUCAUCUUUUAAAGUAACAUUACCAAGAGAGGAAUUUUCUUGGGAGAGAGGUUUCCCAUCUCCCAAAUCUCCUGAGCCCCUAACGCUAGCACUUUCUGUGGGGGGUUGAGUAGAAACAAAGUAUUCUUUGGCAUCCAGAACAAGAGAGGCAUGUGGCAGCCCUUUUUGAGAUAUGCCAUGGCCAUCUUGUCAGAACUUCACCGGAGCUCAUGAAAAGCCUUUCUGUUGUGUUAUUUGCAGUGCAGAUGAUGUCUGUGUAGCAAUAUAAUGGUCAUUCACCUUCUUUCAAUUUUGAUUUUUUUUUUUUUGCUGUGUUAUCAAAAAAAACUUGAAUACUGUGAGAAGAAGUGAAUUUUCAGAAUUUUCAGUUGAUGAAUCAGCAUCUUGUUCCCAUGGUGAUAACACUAAUUGAAUAUAUCUAUGAGGGCAUGUAUUAGUUAAUGGAAAACAAUACAACACUAACAAUACAUAGCUGCAAUGUUGUACAAUGGCUGAUUUAACUAAAUAAAAUGUACAAGUGUUAAAUGUG
Cricetulus griseus (Chinese hamster) is the source of this 14237-nucleotide messenger RNA. Lineage: Eukaryota; Metazoa; Chordata; Mammalia; Rodentia; Cricetidae. The record is from RefSeq and is a predicted model, not a curated record.